AUGGUUUCUAAACAAAGCAAACUAGCAAAACUUUCACCAUUCAUGGAUGACAAGGGUAUCAUGCGAGUUGGAGGCCGACUAGAAAAUGCGAAUCUACCUUACUCGCAAAAGCAUCCGGUAAUACUUCCGUCAAGUAAUUUUCUUACGUCACUCAUCGUCCACGAUGUCCACAUGAAAACUCUUCACGGCGGUCAGCAAUUGAUGAUGGCUACGCUUCGGUCAGAGUAUUGGAUUUUGCGUUUAAAAUCGACUACUAAGCAAUGUAUCCACAAGUGUCUGAGAUGUUACAGAUUUAAUGCAACACGCAUGCAGCAGCAAAUGGGAAAUUUGCCAACACUAAGAGUGACUCAAGCGCAACCCUUUCAGACAACGGGAGUGGAUUAUGCUGGUCCUGUUCAGCUCAAAGCUUGGAAGGGUCGAUGUAGCAAAGUAACCAAAGCCUACAUCGCGAUUUUUGUAUGUUUUUGUACAAAAGCAGUUCAUUUGGAACUUGUAAGUGACUACACCACAUCCGCAUUCCUUGCCGCUUUUAAGCGUUUUACUGCUCGCCGUGGAAUAUGUUCAAAUCUGUACAGUGACUGUGGUACAAACUUCAAAGGGGCUGCAAACGGUAUGGAAUUUGAAAAGACUUUCAUGCCCAAGCAAUGGACAGAAGAUAUAGGAAGGUUUCUUCUAGAUAAUGGUACACACUGGCACUUUAACCCUCCUGCAGCUCCACAUUUUGGUGGUCUUUGGGAAGCAGGUGUAAAGUCCAUGAAGUACCACUUAAAGCGAGUUAUCGGACACUACACCCUAACCUUUGAAGAAUACGGAACUGUACUAACACAAGUAGAAGCCUGCUUAAAUUCCCGCCCAUUGUGUCCUAUAAAUGAAGAUCCUGACGAUCUCUCAAUAUUGACACCAGGACAUUUUUUAAUUGGGUCAGCACUUAAUACAGUUCCAGAAAAAGACUUAACAGGAGUUAAGGACUCUCACUUAGAUAGAUGGCAACUGAUGCAAAGAAUUCACCAGGAUAUUUGGAAAAAGUGGAAAUCGGAAUACUUGGUUAGACUUUAA
This is a messenger RNA of Episyrphus balteatus (marmalade hoverfly), 1056 nucleotides long. RefSeq lists its product as uncharacterized. The transcript has a single exon. Gene Ontology annotation, molecular function: nucleic acid binding. The coding region runs from base 1 to 1056 and encodes 351 amino acids. The record is from RefSeq and is a predicted model, not a curated record. NCBI's taxonomy places the organism in Eukaryota, Metazoa, Arthropoda, Insecta, Diptera, Syrphidae. Gene Ontology annotation, biological process: DNA integration.